Molecule: messenger RNA, 1736 nt
Organism: Linum tenue
Lineage: Eukaryota; Viridiplantae; Streptophyta; Magnoliopsida; Malpighiales; Linaceae
Source: the annotation of a GenBank genome assembly
AAAGCAAGUCGUUUUGGUUCCCGGUUCGACUCACUGACUUGACUCACCACCACCAUCAGCAAGCAAGCAGACUCCCCGAGUUUCAGGAGACAAAGUUUCCCUCCUCCAUUGUUUCCCAGUUCCCACCGCACCAAAGCUUCAACCAGUAUCAGUAGAAGGAGAAGGAAGGAAGGAAGGAAGAUCUCCAAGCCGGAACCUCAGGACUUUCGCCGCCGACGGUGGUCGGAGAGAUCCAGCCUCUCUCCCUCGUUUCUCCACGUAAUGGCGCACCGAGCGGUGAAGCUCUUCUUCUUGCUAUGCGCACUGUCCUACGCUCUCGUCACCAUUGCCGGGAAGAGCUACUACGAUGUGUUGCAAGUGCCCAAAGGUGCGUCGGACGAUCAGAUCAAGCGAGCUUACAGGAAGCUGGCGUUGAAGUAUCAUCCCGAUAAGAACCAGGGGAAUGAGGAAGCUAAUAAGAAAUUCGCAGAGAUUAGCAACGCUUACGAGACGUUGUCCGACGGCGAGAAGCGGAAGAUUUACGAUGCUUAUGGGGAGGAAGGGCUUAGGCAGCAUAUGGCGAAUGGAGGCGGCGGUGGAGGAAUGAACAUGCAGAACAUUUUCGAGCAAUUCUUUGGCGGAGGAGGUCAAUCGGAAGAGGAGGAAGAGAGAAUCCAAAAGGGUGACGAUGUCAUUGUUGAUUUGGACGCCACAUUGGAAGAUUUGUACAUGGGUGGUUCAAUGCAGGUAAGAUUAGGCAUUCUAAUCUAUGCUUCUAACCAGCAAUGCGAAAUGCUAAUGAGUUCUAUCAUUGUAAAGGUGUGGAGAGAAAAGAAUGUUAUCAAGCCAGCCCCAGGGAAAAGACGAUGUAACUGCAGAAAUGAGGUCUAUCAUAGACAAAUUGGUCCAGGGAUGUUCCAGCAAAUGACAGAGCAGGUCUGUGAUCAAUGCCAAAAUAUCAAAUUUGAGCGGGAAGGGUAUUCUCUCACAGUUGAUAUUGAAAAAGGAAUGCAAGAUGGACAAGAGGUUGUUUUCUAUGAAGAUGGUGAGCCCAAGAUAGAUGGGGAACCAGGAGAUUUGAAGUUCCGCAUUCACACAUCACCUCAUGACGUUUUCACAAGGAAAGGCAACGACUUGCACACCACAGUCACCAUCACACUGGUUCAAGCCCUCGUUGGCUUCGAGAAGAAGAUCAAGCUCCUCGAUGAGCAUCUGGUCGACAUAGGCUCACAGGGAAUCACUAAGCCAAAAGAAGUAAAGAAGAUCAAGGGCGAGGGGAUGCCUCUGUACGCAAGCAACAAGAAAGGCGACCUCUAUGUGACGUUCGAGGUUCUCUUCCCUAAUUCAUUGACGCAGGAGCAGAAGACGAAGAUCAAGGAAGUUCUCGGCUAAAAGUAUCGUUAGGAAUUUUAUGCCAGUCAUUCCGAGGUUCCAACUAUAGUUUUUAACUGUAACAUGUCAGAUAGAAGAACCUUGAGAGGAGGGAAAGCAAGUUUUGUUUCCUUGAUUUGCCCCCUCUGUUCCCUGCCUUCCCCCAAUUUUUUCCCCAGUAGUAUACCAGAAAGAAAAUUGAAAUAGCUGUUUUUCCACUCUUGUGUGCCAAUUCGUAUGUACACUUUUAAGAAACCAUUAAUCGAUAAGCACACCAAGCUGCUGCUGAGGUUAUUGAGGUGUACUUUCAAAUUUGACUGUGUGGAAGAUUUAUUUUAUCAAUGCAGUCAUAAGUGUAUUAGAUCAUAAUCAUAUCUAAUUGGAGG